Dovyalis caffra is the source of this 240-nucleotide messenger RNA. The record is from the annotation of a GenBank genome assembly. NCBI's taxonomy places the organism in Eukaryota, Viridiplantae, Streptophyta, Magnoliopsida, Malpighiales, Salicaceae.
AUGGAUUCAUCAGUUGAUGGUUUUUUGCAUUCUUUGGGUCUUGAGAAAUAUCUCAUUACUUUUCAAGCUGAGGAAGUUGAUAUGACUGCGCUUGUACACAUGACUGAUGAAGACCUGAAGGCUCUAGGGAUACCAAUGGUUUUCUUUAAAAUGUUCUUCUUGGCUCCUUUGACUGAUUUGUGGGUUGAGAGAGAAUGUUGUGCAUACUCUCUUCCUCACAAACGCUCUUCCCAAAAGUGA